AUGUCUUACAACAACCGUGACAAUGACUACAGCUCCAACCGCUCCAGCGGAAAUGAUAGCUAUGGUUCUCGCCAAGGCAAUGACUCCUACGGGUCCUCCGGCCUAGGCGGCGACUCCUACGGUUCCAAGAAUGAUAGCUACGGCUCCUCCAACCGGGACAACAACUACGGUUCCUCCAAUGAUCCAUUCGGCUCCAACAGCCGCAAGGAUAAUGACUCCUACGGAUCCAAUGACAGUUACGGAUCCAAGAACGACUCCUACGGCUCGGGCAAUAACUCCAGCACUAAGCACCACAACAACGAUUCAUACAACUCAAAGAAGGAUACCUAUGGUUCUUCCAGCGAUUCCUACGGAUCAGGAUCGAAGAACGAUAGCUACGGAUCCGGCUCCAGCCGCCGUGAUAAUGAUAAUGACAAUGAUAACUCCUUCGGCUCGAAGAAGGACAGCUAUGGCUCUACCAGCGGCUUGUACGGCUCCAAGAACGACAACACCUACGGAUCAUCGGGCAACUCCGGUUCGAAGAAUGAUAACAGCUACGGAUCCUCCAGCGAUUCGUACGGCUCAAAGAAGGAGAACCACAGCUCUAACCGCCGUGAUAACGAUAACGACAAGUCCUAUGGAUCAUCCGGCUCGUACGGCAACAAUGACAACAGCAAAUCGUAUGGGUCCUCUAGCGACUCCUACGGCUCCAAGAACGACAGCUACGGUUCUUCCAGUGGCUCUCACAGCUCUAACUCUAACCGUCGCGAUAACGAUAAUGAUAACUCCUAUGGCUCCAAGAAGAAUGACCGCUAUGGCUCUUCUAAUGAUUCUUACAGAUCCAAGAACGAGAACAGCAACUCUUAUGGAUCCUCUGGUCCCCUUGGCUCUAGCCGUCGUGACAAUGACAACGACAACAGCUAUGGGUUUUCCGGUAACUCCAAUUCGAAGAAGGAGAGCAGCUAUGGUUCUUCCAAUGACUCCUAUGGAUCCAAGAACGAGAGUAGCUACGGUUCUAAGAACGAUAGCAACAACUCGUAUGGAUCCAAUAACGAGAGCACCUAUGGCUCCAAGAAUGAUAGCUAUGGUUCUAGUCGUCGUGACAACGAUAGCAGCUCUUAUGGUUCCUCUGGUAACGCCUACGGUUCGAAAAAUGAUAACAGCUAUGGAUCCUCUGGGUCUGGCUCUUAUGGCUCGAACAACACCCGGGAUGACUCGUACGGAUCGAACGAGCGCUCUAGUGGAUAUGGAAACUCAUCUUACUAG
Aspergillus alliaceus is the source of this 1245-nucleotide messenger RNA. RefSeq lists its product as uncharacterized. The coding region runs from base 1 to 1245 and encodes 414 amino acids. NCBI's taxonomy places the organism in Eukaryota, Fungi, Ascomycota, Eurotiomycetes, Eurotiales, Aspergillaceae. The record is from RefSeq and is a predicted model, not a curated record. The transcript has 6 exons.